Molecule: messenger RNA, 1083 nt
Organism: Aureobasidium musti
Lineage: Eukaryota; Fungi; Ascomycota; Dothideomycetes; Dothideales; Saccotheciaceae
Source: the annotation of a GenBank genome assembly
AUGCACCUCGGCCACAUCGAGAAUGAAACCCUCAAGCCGCUCCACCAGUUAAUCCGCCUUCCCGUUCCCAUCAACGAUGACCAGAAGAUCACCGUCGACCACUUCGCCCCACUUACCCCCAACAUCAAGCUGUUCCUCUCCAAAAACGAUCUGCAGCAGCUGCCCUCAGAAUUGUGGAAUCUGGGCAAUCUGGCUGUCCUCAGUUUACGCUCGAAUUGCUUGACCGAAAUCUCGCCCUCGAUUGGCCGUCUCCGCAACCUCCAUGAGCUCAAUGUCGCUGGGAACCAGCUUCCCUUCCUUCNNCCCUUCGAGCUACUCGCUCUGAUCGAAAAUAAGCUUGUCCAGCUUUCCUUGAGCCCGAAUCCCUUUGUACAGCCUUUACCUCUGCCGACUUCGACUAUGCUCCGAAUCGUUCCAUCCAAAACCGAGGAUUGUUUGCGCGAAUUACAUCGCUUGCAAAUUCGCUGUCCUGGCAUCGACAUGAGGGUGCCGUCACACGAAGCUUUACUCCAUCGUCUCUAUGCCUCUCGAUUAUAUACCGCUUCUCAAGGGCACAAAUCCACGUCCACUUAUGUUGCUUCGUCGUCCACGACAUUCUUCGAGAUCGAUGGUUCGGUCGUGCGUCCACGCUUCCGCGCAUAUACCGCAUAUUCCGCGCCAGAUUAUUCCGCCUCGUUCGAACGCCCCUCACCACCUUCAUCGGUACGAUCUGCCGCACCUUCUCUUUUUGAGCUGAGUGCUCGCGCUUGCGCCCGUUCCCAGUACGUUGGGCAGCUGUCCGCGCUCCUCCCGGAUGAUGCGUCUCCACCUGUUAAUACGGCAAUCAGCAAGGUCAUGGAAAGCAAAAGAUUGGGUAUGCAACACUGUUCUGUUUGCAACAAGCAGUUCCUUGUGCCUAGGGCGCAAUGGGUCGACUAUUAUUACGUCGGACCUGGGAGUGAGAUGUGCUCGCCUAGCGAGUUGUUCAGACCGUUCGUGCGCAAGGCUUGCUCUUGGGUAUGUGUCGGUCGAUUGGCUGAAAAGAGAGAGAAGCAUUGGGAAGAUUGCGAGGAACACAUCUUGGAUAUAACGCGUUCCCCGUAA